AUGUCGGCCAUGUUGUCUUCCUUUGACGUGAGUUGUCGCAUCUCUGCUCCUGCCCGCACUGGUGUCGGCCGCCGUGUUGGCGUGCGGCGUCGCCCUGGCGUUGGCGUGUCUGCACUGCAGGGACAAUGGACCACCCGUUUCCAUUCGGGAAGCGAGCUACACCAGCGAGUACAUCCCGUCCUCUCAAUUCACACUGGUCCAUCCACAUCAGUCGACGACUCGCCUGACUUCUGGCCUGCUGUCACCUUUCAUUCCGCUUUGGAUGGUGGAAGUCAGCGCAGCGGAAGAUCUGACAGAGAGCUCACAGAAAGCGAAAGUAACCACAGCUACCAGAACUCCCACGAUGAACAAGAAUCUCUCGCUGGAGAUUACAUAAUCGUGUUGCCAGGAGACGAGGCUCCUGCUGCCAAUCCUAGCGGCGCCUCCACGCCGAGCUCAGGCGAACUGCACAGCUACGAGAACGUCCAAUCUAACACAGGCUACCUGAACGUGAAUGCGCUUCCUCCAGAGGGUGAGACGCCAACGUUGUCGUCCCAAAGUGAUGAAGACGACGACGACGACAGCGACGACAGCGAGGGGAAGUACGUCAAUCAAGCCAGCGUGAUGUCAUCUAGCCCGCUGCAUGAUGGGAUGUAAAGAGGAAUGGAGCGUGACUAAUGUCAAUGUCGUUUUGUUUUUUUUAUAAUUUUUUUGUUGAACUGACGACUCCUGAGAAUGUUUUCAUCCACACUAGUGUUUUUCAAUGUAAUUAAAGUUGACAAAAAUCA
Messenger RNA from Syngnathus acus (greater pipefish), 767 nucleotides. RefSeq lists its product as uncharacterized. The transcript has 13 exons. Lineage: Eukaryota; Metazoa; Chordata; Actinopteri; Syngnathiformes; Syngnathidae. Bases 1 to 636 code for a protein of 211 amino acids. The record is from RefSeq and is a predicted model, not a curated record.